Molecule: messenger RNA, 2421 nt
Organism: Thrips palmi
Lineage: Eukaryota; Metazoa; Arthropoda; Insecta; Thysanoptera; Thripidae
Exons: 8
Coding region: 550-1881 (443 amino acids)
Source: RefSeq, a predicted model, not a curated record
GAGGCGGCGACGAGCGUCAAGCGCGCGACCGAUAAGGAGUGACAAGUCAAGCGUCGUGGGACAGGUCGGGACCGGGGCCGCCUUCGCCUCGCCUUCGCCUGGUGCAGGGCCGGAGGCCGGAGCACAUGGUCAUGGUCUACGAAGUGCGCAGUGCACGAUCUCCUCCUGCUUACUGGGCAACUCCAACCAACCGCAAAGGCGAGAACUUUUCUAAUGUAGACUGGAGGAGGGUCAACCAGUUUCUUUGGAGGGGAGGGGGAGGGAGUGGGUCAGGUCGCACUUACUGCCCACCUAGAGGCUUAGAGGCGGACUGUUGGUUGCCCACUCGCGAGCGGAUUGGGCCUUGAGUUGCCUACCUUCAGGCGGAUUGGACCUUGGGUUGCCUACAUUCAGGUCCCACUCGGGGGUCAUGGCCUGCGCGAUUUUCCCCUCUGGACGCGCGCGUGAGUAGAAACGGGCGAGAUAAGUCGGCUAUAUAAGCGGGACGCACCGACGCACCGACGCACCGACGCACCGCCAGCUAAGCCACCGUCCAACGCACUCACACUCAUGGCCCCCGUCAGCGAAGUGCUGGCGCCCGAGCCCACGCUCCUGCAGGGCGACGAGCUGGAGGCGGUGCUGUGCAGGGCGCUCUCCUGUAAGGCCUCCGCCUUCAACCUCCUCGACUACUCCCAGAAACUGGGGUCCGCCGUGAACGGCUUCCUGUCGCUGUGCGGCAGCCUGGCCCUCGAGGUGGAGGGCCCCGACGGCCCGCGCACCCUGCACGUGUUCGUGAAGCGCGCCGACGCCAGGGACGUCACCACCGGCCUGGACUCCUUCCCCAGGGAGACGCUGUACUACAUGAACACCGUGCCCCUGCUGGAGAAGGCGUGGUUCGGCGCCGCCGCCAGGGUCACGCCCGACCUGGGGCCGGCGCCCUACCUGGCCACGGACGACGUGGUCGUCAUGGAGGACCUGAUCCGGCGGGGCUACGCGGGCAAGCCGGACUGGAUCUGGAACGCCCUCGACUACGGCGCGGUGCAGCAGUGCCUGCGGGCGCAGGCGCGCCUGCACGCCGCGUCCCUCGUGCUGGAGCGCCGCGACGGCGUCCGCCUGGCCAAGGCCGUCCCGGACCUCAGAGACGACGUGUACGUCAACCGCCGGCCCGGCAACACGGGACGCAGGAUGUUCGACGUGGCCGCGGACAUCGUCUGCGACUACCUCCUGCCGCGCAUGUUCCACCGACUCAAGGUGCCGCAGACCAAGACGGAGCUGUGGCGGCUGCAGGAUGAGACGCGGGACCUGUUCCUGGAGCUCGACCUGGAGAAGCUGCUCGCCGCCUACCCCGAUGAGCUGCUGGUGCUAUGCCACGGGGACUCCUGGCCCAACAACUUUUUGUUCAAGAAGGACAAGGAGGGCCGCGUGGAGCACGUCGCCCUGGUGGACUUCCAGAUGGUGCGCCUCGGCAUGCCCGCCCUGGACCUGCUCAUGUUCCUGCACGUGGGCACGCGGCGCUGCUUCCGGCGCCAGCACCAGGACAGCCUGCUGCGAGGCUACCACGAGGACCUGCUGCGCUUCACGCGCGAACGCGGCCUCGACAUCUCCAAGGACUUCACGAUGGCCGACCUGAGCAAGUCCGUGGAGCGGCUGUCGUUCGUGGGCAGGGCCUUCAGCUGCUCGUACCGGCCCGUGCUGGCCGGCGACCCCGCCGACCUGGCGGGACUGUUCGUGGACAGCGGCAAGCGGGCCAGCCUCAUGGUGGAGACCGCCACCCGGGGCCCGCUCGUCGCCAAGUGGUACGAGGAGAACGAGAAGUACCGCGACAUGAUGCAGGAGGCCGUGGAGGAGCUGCUGGGCCUCCAGGCGGCCGACGACGCCGACGAGCCCGCGUCGCCCUCCUGAACGUCGUGCAGCAUGGCAUAGUGCGACGCAAAACAGCCUUGUAGUGCAACGAAAUGGCGGUUCCGUACCGUUCGAGUCCCGAUGAUCUGAGGACCGACCUGAGGCCCAACCGAACCCCGACUAGAGUUCAAACUGAGUUCUGGGUUCAAACCGAAUUGGGGUUGGAGCUCGGUUGGGCCCCAGGCCGGGCCGAGAGCGGUCGGAGCUGAAUCGACACGGGGCUCAUGUCGGCCUUGCGGCAAGGCCAGGCAAGGCCAGGCAAGACCCACCCUGGGAGAACCCAAGACGAAUUAAACGGCCGCGCUAGAUGGGUUGCCUGGCCUCGCGGCGGAGGACAGUGUGGCGUAGUGGCGUAGCCCAGCGUCGCAGUCUGCCUGUGAAAUGGCAUGGCAGUGAGCGUGUGAAUAAAUAUAAAGAGUUUGUGAUUUCUCAUACAUUUAAUAACAGUUCUGUAUAAUGACUAGGUAUGAAUAACCAGCACUAAUAUUCGGUUUGAUUUACAUUUAUAUCAUCUAUAGCAUAAAUUUUGUAAUUCCUAAA